Chara braunii is the source of this 1622-nucleotide messenger RNA. NCBI's taxonomy places the organism in Eukaryota, Viridiplantae, Streptophyta, Charophyceae, Charales, Characeae. The record is from the annotation of a GenBank genome assembly.
GGCAGCCACCUAGAAACUGGAUGACUUCCUGAAGAUGGUGGAAGAGAGGUGGCACGAUCCUCACGAGGCUCAAAGGGCCACUGAUGUGAUCCUGACGUUGCACAUGAGGCAGUUUAAGUCAGUAAGGGAAGCCACCGACGCUGUUGAGCAUCUGAUAUGUGUCCCAGGGGUGCGCUAUGACCCCCAGGUCCUGCUGAUUUCGUACUUGAGAUGCUUUUCUCAGCCUCUAAGGAACCAGUUGGCAAAAGAGGCCAACAUCAAUAUGCACAACUUUCCUUUGUUUAACAGGUUGGCCCUAGACCUUGAAUCUAAGGUAGGCCAUGGACAGGCACCCACUACGAAUGGGAGGAAGGAGACACUGCCUCCUAAUUGGAAGGCGAAGGAUCGCUUAAUGUUUGUCGAUAAUGAUGGUUCCACUAUCGAAGUCGACGAACACUUCCAGGAGGGAGUAGGUUCAGAGGCAGGCAGCUUAGAAACUUCAGAGGGUGGAGUUGUCGGUGCCGUAGCUAAGAAAGGGUUGAAGCCCGAUGACGCGAAGGUGGCCAGCAUUCGUGAUUGGCCACGUCCUCAGUCUGUGACUGAGAUGAGAUCUUUCUUAGGAAUGACAGACUACUAUAGGACUUUCGUUAAGAACUACAGCAUAGUGGCCGCUCCUUUGACUUAUCUGACCCGCCUUGACACCCUAUGGGAGUGGACAGACAAGUGCGAGGCUGCUUUCAGACAUCUGAAGCAUGCGUUGACGCACUAUGAGGUUAUGAAACUUCCCGAUCCUGAUAAGCCAUUCGUGGUUACCAUGGAUGCCAGCCAAUAUGGCAUUGGCGCCAUCCUUGCGCAACAGGAGGGGCCAAAGUUGAGGCCAGUCGAGUACAUGUCGAAAAAGAUGUCGUCUCAGAAGUUGGCAAAGUCCACCUACGAGAAGGAACUCUACGCCGUGUACAAGGCUCUGACCCAUUGGAGACAUUAUCUCCUUGGGAGGAUCUUCAUCCUCAGGACUGAUCAUGAGACCCUGAGAUGGAGGAGAACUCAGCCUGUACUUUUUGACGCCCUGAAGCGUUGGAUCGAAGUCAUUGAGCAUUACAACUUCGACCCCCAGUACCUCAAAGGGGAGUACAACAAGCUGGUUGAUGCCUUGUCGCGUAGACCUGACUUCUCAGGUGCGCUGACUACUGAGUUCGAUCUCACGGACGAUGUUACUCGCUCUUUGGUGGAAGCCUAUCGCGAGGACCAGUUCAUGACUGGGAUUAUACGCAAACUUCAAGCAAAGGACAAGAAGACCUCUGUCGAGUUUGAGUUGGUCAAUGGCUUGCUGUUCCUUGAGAAGGCAGGGAAUAAAUGAUUGUGUGUUCCCAAUAGUGAGUCUUUGCGUAGUUUGUUUUUAGGCGAAUGUCAUGAUGCCACCGACCAUUUUAGGUGUAAGAAGACCGCAUCCAACUUGCUGCAGCGGUUCUGGUGGGCCCACGAUGAUGAGAGAUGCCCAGCUGUACGUGGAGACUUGUCAAGUUUGUCAACGGGACAAGCCACAUACUCAGGCUCCUCUUGGGCUUUUGAAGCCCCUUCCGAUUCCACUCGCGGUUAACGGGUACCGAAAAUUCCACCGAAUGAAGUAAAGAAGCUUGCAAAGA